AUGUCCAUCUACCCGCCGACUCGUCAGCCUACAACUGCUCUGAAUGGUGUCGGCGACAUGAGUGAUGGUUCAGGCACCAUCAAUCCUGCGGCUCUGAACGCUAGUGGAGGGCUAAUACAGUCGUCCGCCGAAUCCGCCCCGCGAGGCAUCAAAAGAAGCAGAUCGCCUGAGCAAUAUGGCGAAUAUCAACACGUCGAAGAAGAAGGUCCCCGCAAACGUGGUCGGCCGUCAAAGACGCCACGAACCUCUGGAGACUACAGCUCUCACAUUGAAUCCCUUCCGACGCCUUCCAGCCAGACAUCACCCGAUCUAACCCAAACACCGAAGACCCAGCAAGCCGGUCAACAUCUAUCGGCGACCCCGGCCCAAGCCUCACCGCCGCGGACAAUACCGAAAUCGACGAUCAAAGCUCUGCCGACGGUCCGAGAUCACACGAGCGAUGUUCUUCAACCAGAAGGAGACGAAUAUGUACCCCGCGAGUAUGACGAAGCGGGUGAGAAAAAGGUGGAUUCUUUGGGAUAUCUUCAAGGCGGGCGAGAGUAUAAGAUUAGGACUUUUACUCUCCCCGGGAGAGGUCAGAAGUUGUUCAUGUUGGCCACCGAAUGCGCGCGACAGCUUCAGUAUCGCGAUUCAUACCUAUUGUUCAAUAAGAACCGGUCACUAUACAAGAUUAUCGCGAGUGUCAAAGAGAAGGAGGAACUCGUCAAUCAGGAGAUCCUGCCAUAUUCUUACCGAUCACGUCAGAUUGCGGUUGUCACUGCCCGUUCGAUGUUUCGCCAGUUUGGCAGUCGCGUUAUCAAGGACGGGCGGAGAGUCCGGGAUGACUACUGGGAAGCAAAGGCCAUCAAACAAGGGUUCACCGAGCAAGACGCUGCAGGCGAGAAGCGACCUGGAGCUGCCAAAGCCCGGGAGGCAGCAGCUCAAGAUCAACUAAAUGCGAGGACCCAUGUGGCUGCCAGCUACGGUGAUAUUGUCUACAGCAACGGACCCGCGUAUGGCGCAGUCCAACCACCUGCUCUGCAUUCAGGAGUCGCGUCUACUAUGGCUCAGUUGACAUCAUUCGACGCGGCUUAUGACUCCAGGUACAAAGACAUCCCCCGCCCCAGGCAGGAUAUCACAGGCCCGCCUUAUCAAGAUAUCACGCGUCCAAGCAGUGAUGUUGAACUUGCAAGUCAAGCCGGCCACGCUGCUGAGUUCAGCAAGAGCAUCAACCAGCAAAAUCGCUAUCGGCGUGGUCUUGUGGAGGACUACUGGCGCAGGCCACACGACCCGCCUGCGACGCCGCCACCGGCAGAACCUGAAGCACCGACUACUGGUCAUCCCUUCUCGUCCCCGCGCUUCAACACCAGCGACCUGCCGUCUACUCAAGCGAACACACUAUCGCAUCAAGCUCAGCCAUCCCAGUCGUCGAUGAACCCUCCCUCAUUCCCCCACCAGCAACCGCCUAUCCAAUCACCUGUUCGGCAACCGAGUCUACAGCAAACGUUCGCACGUGACAGCUCUCAAUAUACGCCUCAACAUCCCCAGUUCCAAAGAUCACCCUCUAAUCUAUCGCUUCCGCAGUCUGCGUCCCAACAACACCAAAUGCCUUUUGGCGGCGGUGCCUUCUCACCCCAUGGGAUUGGUCAGCAGCCGCCACCACCGCAGAACUGGGGUGCUCCUCCACCGCAACCUCAUCAAUCCCCUGCUUUGCAUCGCAUGAGUACACCUCAGUUCUCUCCUAAUCUUUCGCAAAGCCAGAUCCCUUCUCCUCUGCCAGGUGGUACUCAUCCUAGCCCCUCACCUCACCCACCCCAGAUGCAACCACCGCAGAUGCCGAUGCUUCCUCACCAAGGGAGCUCUGGGGUCAUGGGGGGCCAGCAGCUUUACGGGCCUGGGGCAGGACUCCAGGCGAUGAAUGCUGCAGGUUACGGUUCCAUGGGCAUGGGUCAACGGCCAAUGUAUGGAAUGGGAGCCCAGAACCAGUUCAUGCCGCCCAACCCUCCGCAUGGGCAAGGCUGGGCCGGACCACAAAACCAACCUCAGGGAGGAGGACAGUGGAAUCAAGGUUUUCAGUGA
This is a messenger RNA of Capronia epimyces CBS 606.96, 2058 nucleotides long. RefSeq lists its product as uncharacterized. Gene Ontology annotation, cellular component: nucleus. Lineage: Eukaryota; Fungi; Ascomycota; Eurotiomycetes; Chaetothyriales; Herpotrichiellaceae. The coding region runs from base 1 to 2058 and encodes 685 amino acids. Gene Ontology annotation, molecular function: chromatin DNA binding. The transcript has 3 exons. The record is from RefSeq and is a predicted model, not a curated record.